AACUUGUUUAUUUUAUUACAAUCUAAACACGAUUUCCGGUUUACAAAUUACCAAAUUAUUUCCCUGGACUUUGUUUUCAACAUAAUUUGCAUCCUAUUAUCCACAAAAUUCGUCUACCUAACGAUAUAACCAUAACAGAAAAGUUGAGUGAUGUAACAGAAGUUGUGGUCCUAGGACAUAGAGCUGAAAAUAAUAGUUUGGUGACAAGAAUACCUUGGAUCCACAAUUAUGACUGAAGUACCAAAGGCAUUAGAAUUAAUGUCUGAUCUGAGAAGUAAAACACAAGAUGUUAUUAACCAUACAGACAACAUUUUAAAGAAGGCCAAGGAAGGACAAUAUGAUACGUCAAAGGGAAUCAGUUUUCUUGAGACCAAGUACCAGUUGUUACUAAGUUAUUUGAUUGACUCAACAUUCCUAUUCCACAAGAAGACAAGCAGCCAGUCCAUCAGUGGGGAUCCUUCUAUAGAACGACUUGUAGAGAUUCGUACUGUAUUGGAGAAGAUGAGACCAAUAGAUCAGAAACUCAAGUAUCAGAUAGAUAAAGUGAUUAAAACAGCGACCACAGGAGGAACAGAUGAGGCAGAUCCACUCAGAUUUAAAGCCAAUCCAAAUAAUUUCACUAACAAGUUAGAGGAUGAAGAUGAAUCGGGAACAGAUGAGGACAACGAAACAAAAUCUACCAACAAAUCAAAAGUUUAUGUCCCACCAAGACUUACACCUGUACAUUAUGAUUUGGAUGAGACGGUUAAAGAUAAAGAAAGUAAGGCAAUAGAGAGAGCAAAGAAGAGAGCUUUAAGUAGUAGUAUACUGAAAGAACUGAGAGACGAAUAUUACGAAGGACCAGAAGAAGUCAAGGAAAGUAUUGACUUACACAGAUUUAAAGCCAACAAGAAAGCUAAAGAAAGGACAGAAUAUGAAGAAGAAAGAAUGAUGAGAAUGUCCAUAUCAAAGAAAGAUAAGAAUGCUAUGAGAAAAUUGGGAACUUUAUCAUCUUUAAAUAACCUGACCCAGUUUGAUGACAUCAGUAUAUUAGAUGAUGAAAGACAAGGAGAAUUUUCUAUGGAAAAAGGGAAGAAAAGAAAAUUUAACAGCAAGGGCAAGAAAGGAAAGAAAGGAGGAUUUAAGAAGAAGAGGAGAUGAUUUAUACAAUAAAAUUAUGAAAAUUAAUUUAUGUUCAUGUAUUU
This is a messenger RNA of Mytilus trossulus (common blue mussel), 1184 nucleotides long. RefSeq names its product neuroguidin-like. NCBI's taxonomy places the organism in Eukaryota, Metazoa, Mollusca, Bivalvia, Mytilida, Mytilidae. The transcript is spliced from 14 exons. Gene Ontology annotation, biological process: maturation of SSU-rRNA from tricistronic rRNA transcript (SSU-rRNA, 5.8S rRNA, LSU-rRNA). Gene Ontology annotation, cellular component: small-subunit processome; nucleolus. The record is from RefSeq and is a predicted model, not a curated record. The coding region runs from base 229 to 1140 and encodes 303 amino acids.